Thlaspi arvense is the source of this 1042-nucleotide messenger RNA. NCBI's taxonomy places the organism in Eukaryota, Viridiplantae, Streptophyta, Magnoliopsida, Brassicales, Brassicaceae. The record is from the annotation of a GenBank genome assembly.
CCCACCCGGUUUAGCUUUGUGGAUUAAUCGGUUAGGAUCCUAAUUAGGGUUUCAAAGUUUCAGCAUCACUAGAAACAAACAACACUUGGUUCUUCUUCCCCAUCUACACAAAUUCCGAAAAUCGUGAAAUCAAAAAGAAAACCUCAUAUUACUCGCCGCGACGUCCUUGAUCCCAUCUGGUUAUUUCACCGUCUCGCCGACGUGUCGACAAUACUCAAAUUUCUGAUUUCACAGUCGAGAGAAGAAUGGCAUCGAGACCCAGUGGACCAGUGGUGUUGACGGCGGAGGAGCAAGCCGUUCUGAACGAAGGAACUGGUUUGAUACUUUCACGGUGGACUGCCAUGAGAGCCGCUGUCGAUAACGGUUGGGGCGGCCGAGAUUCUCAUGAGAAAGCCGAGCGCACUGUUUCCAAUGUUCUCGAUUACUUCAUCCAUUUAAAAGAUCCAACAAUGGGCUUUGACGGAUUAGCUGACAUUCUAGAGAAUGGUCUUAAUGAGCUCAAUACUGUGGCUGACGAUGGAAGCCUCGAGGAGGUGACAGAGACGCUACUGGAUUUGUAUUAUGAAUGCCUCGAAGGCAACUACCAAAGGGUUGAGAAACUGAGGAUGACUACUUCUCAGACGAGUGCAAGUGUUGUAAAGGUUUCAAACGGUGACGAUGAUGAGGACAGCGAUGAUGAAGAUGAGGAUACACACAUGAACAAUGAUCAAAGCACAGACAUGAUGGUUGAUGCAUCUGAGCAAUGCUCAAACCGGAAACCGGAAGCAAUGCCCGUUGAUGAACCGAAAGCCGACGAUGGCUGGACGGUAGUUCCAAGUAGGAAAAACAAGGGCAAGAGGAAUUAAACCGGUUCUAGGUCCCCAAAGUGCUGUGUAAUUUUGACAGUUUUGAGUUGUUUCCUUUAAUUUUAUAAUAAUAACAGAUGGAUAGUAUUGAAUUGUAUGAUUUAUAGAUUCGUUCACUUUCUAAACCAAAAUCUGAAAAGAUGCGUGUUAUUGUUUUUCACAUAUUAUCUACUUCAGUUUCUCUCAUUCACUUGGAA